Messenger RNA from Lemur catta (Ring-tailed lemur), 4140 nucleotides. RefSeq names its product whirlin (gene WHRN). Gene Ontology annotation, biological process: sensory perception of sound; auditory receptor cell stereocilium organization. Gene Ontology annotation, molecular function: protein binding. Bases 769 to 3492 code for a protein of 907 amino acids. Gene Ontology annotation, cellular component: cilium; stereocilium tip; plasma membrane. The transcript has 12 exons. Lineage: Eukaryota; Metazoa; Chordata; Mammalia; Primates; Lemuridae. The record is from RefSeq and is a predicted model, not a curated record.
GCGACAGCGACGGCGUCGGAACUAGCUGGAAGACUCGGCCCCGGGCGGCUCAACAGUUCGCAAAGUCCGGGCUUGCAGUCGUGCGGCUCCGUCUGCGCUCGGGCGGCGCAGGGGCGCGGGGGUCCCCGGGCUGCUGCAUCCCGGGGCUCCCCGGACAUGCCCCGCACCCCCUGCCGGACGCCCGCGCGGCUUCAUCGGCUGUGACCCCGGGAGCUCUGGGACUAGAGCGACCCCCGCCCCAACUUUUGACUUUGGGGUCCCCCAGCCCAAGAGGAACUGGCGGCCCGGCUGGGGGAGCCCCGGGCAUGGUGUGACGGGGCGGUCAGCUUUGCUGCGCCCCCACUCCAGCCACCCGUCGUCUCUGUGCCCUCCAGAAUGUAGCUGCUCUCUCUGCGCCCCCCGGACUCCAGCCGCAGCCUCUGCGAUCUCCGGGCUCCAAGAGCCAACUCUUUGUCCCCCAAGACUCCGCUGUCGUCUUGGCGUCCUCCGGAUUCCAGUUUCACGACCGCAGCCGUCUUCGCGCCCGCUAGGACUCUAGCAGCGGUCUCCGCAGCCCCCAAGAUCGAGCCUCUGUUCCCGUGCUCCCUAAACCCAGUCUCCAGCCGCCGUCGCCGCGUCUCCUGGGAUCCAGCUCCGUUCCGCGUCCCCCCAAACCUGGACUCCAGCCUCGAUCUCCGCGUUCCCCGGGAUCCAGCUGUCGCGCCAGCGCCCGCGAGAGCAGCAGCACCCCACCGCGCGCCCCGGGUCCGGCCGGGCCUCGGCGGGGAGAUGAACGCGCAGCUGGACGGCGUGUCGGUGAGCUCGUCCUCCACCGGCUCGCUGGGCUCGGCGGCCGGGGCGGGCGGCGGCGGGGGCGCGGGGCUGCGGCUGCUGUCCGCCAACGUGCGCCAGCUGCACCAGGCGCUGACCGCGCUGCUGAGCGAGGCGGAGCGGGAGCAGUUCACGCACUGCCUGAACGCUUACCACGCGCGCCGCAACGUCUUCGACCUGGUGCGCACCCUGCGAGUGCUGCUGGACAGCCCGGUCAAGCGGCGCCUGCUGCCCAUGCUGCGUCUGGUCAUCCCUCGCUCCGACCAGCUGCUCUUCGACCAGUACACGGCGGAGGGCCUCUACCUGCCCGCCACCACCCCCUACAGGCAGCCCGCCUGGGGCGGCCCCGACGGCGCGGGGCCCGGGGAGGUGCGCCUCGUGAGCCUGCGGCGCGCCAAGGCCCACGAGGGCUUAGGCUUCAGCAUCCGCGGGGGCUCGGAGCACGGCGUGGGCAUCUACGUGUCGCUGGUGGAGCCGGGCUCCCUGGCUGAGAAGGAAGGGCUUCGGGUUGGGGACCAGAUUCUGCGCGUCAACGACAAAUCCCUGGCCCGGGUGACCCAUUCGGAGGCCGUCAAGGCCCUGAAGGGCUCCAAGAAGCUGGUGCUGUCCGUGUACUCAGCAGGACGCAUCCCCGGGGGCUACGUCACCAACCACAUCUACACCUGGGUGGACCCGCAGGGCCGCAGCGUCUCCCCACCCUCGGGCCUGCCCCAGCCCCACGGCAGUGCCCUGAGGCAGCAGGAGGGCGACCGGAGGAGCACCCUGCACCUCCUGCAAGGCGGGGAUGAGAAAAAGGUGAACCUGGUGCUGGGGGAUGGCCGGUCCCUGGGCCUCACGAUCCGCGGGGGAGCCGAGUACGGCCUUGGCAUCUACAUCACGGGGGUGGACGCGGGCUCUGAAGCGGAGAGCAGCGGGCUCAAGGUUGGGGACCAGAUUCUGGAGGUGAACGGGCGCAGCUUUCUCAACAUCCUUCACGACGAGGCAGUGCAGCUGCUCAAGUCGUCCCGGCACCUCAUCCUGACGGUGAAGGACGUCGGGAGGCUGCCGCACGCCCGCACCACCGUGGACGAGACCAAGUGGAUCGCCAGCUCCCGGAUUGGGGAGACCGCCACGAACUCAGCAGGGCUUCCUGCAGACCUCACAGCAGAAGGGACAAACAAGCCGGGGUUUUAUAAGGGCCCGGCCGGCUCGCAGGUGACGCUGAGCAGCCUGGGGAACCAGACGCGGGUGCUGCUGGAGGAGCAGGCGCGGCACCUGCUGAACGAGCAGGAGCGCGCCACCAUGGCCUACUACCUGGACCAGUACCGCGGCGGCAGCGUAUCCGUGGAGGCCCUGGUCAUGGCGCUGUUCGAGCUGCUCAACACCCACGCCAAGUUCUCACUCCUGUCCGAGGUGAGAGGCACCAUUUCCCCGCAAGACCUAGACCGCUUCGACCACCUGGUGCUGAGGCGCGAGAUCGAGUCCAUGAAGGCACGGCAGCCCCCGGGCCCUGGGGCCGGGGACACAUACUCCAUGGUCUCCUACAGUGACACAGGAUCGUCCACGGGCAGCCACGGCACCUCCACCACUGUCAGCUCGGCCAGGAACACUCUGGACCUGGAGGAAACUGGCGAGGCCGUCCAGAGCAAUGUCAACUCCCUCCCAGACGUGUCCGUGGAUGAUGUCAAAUCCACCUCUGAGGGGCUGUCGAGCUUCAAGCCACCACCUCCCGCACCACCUCUGGCCCAAGGCCACGACCACCCACUCGGCCAGCCGAGGAAGCCAGGGAGAGAGGACCUCCAGGCGCCUUCCUCCGCGUCCUCCCACUCAGGCAUCGUCUUCUCGGCUCCGCAGACCCGCAGCCCGCCGCCGGGCACCGCACCCGCCCCGGGGACCUGCUCUGCACAGGACUCGCCCCCGUCCCCCAUCUAUGCCUCCGUCUCCCCUGCCAACGCCGGCACCAGGAGGCCGCUGGACACCCAUCUGGCCCUGGUCAACCAGCACCCCAUUGGCCCCUUCCCCCGGGUGCAGUCACCCCCGCACCUGAAAACCCCCUCUGCAGAGGCCACCGUGGCUGGGGGCUGCCUUCCACCCCCCUCGCCCUCCGGACACCCAGACCAGACAGGCACAAACCAGCACUUCGUCAUGGUGGAGGUACACCGCCCCGACAGCGAGCCGGACGUGAACGAAGUGAGGGCCCUGCCCCAGACACGCACAGCCUCCACCCUGUCCCAGCUCUCGGACAGCGGGCAGACUCUAAGCGAGGACAGCGGUGUGGACGCCGGCGAGGCAGAAGCCAGUGCCCCAGGCCGAGGCAGGCAGACAGCGUCCACCAAGAGCAGGAGUAGCAGGGAGCUGCCUCGGAACGAGAGGCCCACUGAGGGGGCCAACAAGCCGCCUGGACUCCUGGAGCCCACGUCCACUCUGAUCCGUGUGAAGAAAAGUGCAGCCACCCUAGGCAUCGCCAUUGAGGGUGGCGCCAAUACCCGCCAGCCCCUGCCUAGGAUUGUCACCAUUCAGCGAGGCGGCUCAGCCCACAACUGUGGGCAGCUCAAGGUGGGCCACGUGAUCCUGGAAGUGAACGGGCUGACGCUGCGGGGCAAGGAGCAUCGGGAGGCUGCCCGCAUCAUCGCUGAGGCCUUCAAGACCAAGGACCGUGACUACAUCGACUUCCUGGUCACUGAGUUCAAUGUGAUGCUCUAGGGGCCGGGGCCGAGGGCCUCCACCACUGUCCGGCCCCUGCGCCCGGGGCCCUCCCCCCUCCUGGCUUGCUGAAGCUCCUUGAGGGGUCAGGGCCACAUGGCCAGGGUAGCAGGAAGACAUCCCCCCUCCAUCCCGGCCCCGUGGACCAGAACCGGGAGAGGAAAAGAGCCGGCGAGGCAAACAGGUCAGGUCAGGAUCUGGUGCUGUGCUGGGUCCACAGCAGGCGCCUGAUACAGCUGGGCUGCAGGAAGGGACGGAAGGAAAAGGAAGGGCGAGCGCCUGUCUCUCUGGGUUGGAUGGUGGGGCGCUGCUGCCCCCCAGCCAGCCAGGACCCAGCCUGUGUCCAGAGUGAGGUCGCAUGACAAUUCGUGGACACGGCCCCCUACCAGGGGGCAUCUUGCGGGACCUUUAGUGCCACAAAUGAGCAUCGAACACCUCCCCGUUAUCACCCCACUCCGUCUGCCUCCUCACCCCCCAUGGUAUUUAUUAUUUAUUUCCCUCCCCAAACCCCUGGGGACCCCAAGGGUCCAGCUUCCCACCGUACCCCCAGCCUAUCCCAGAGGCCUUGCAGGUGACCAGCAAUGUCAUUGUAUUUAUAUACAGAGCUUAUGACUUUAAUUUUUCAAUAAAGAAAUCUGAACAAGGUUA